This is a messenger RNA of Symbiodinium pilosum, 5616 nucleotides long. NCBI's taxonomy places the organism in Eukaryota, Dinophyceae, Suessiales, Symbiodiniaceae. The record is from the annotation of a GenBank genome assembly.
AUGCAGCAGAUUCGAUUGGGCAUCGCCGGCCUCGGCACUGUCGCUUGCGGCGUUUUGGAGAUUAUUGCUCAGCGCCAGCAGCUGAUUGCGGCACGUAGCGGCGUUGAGCUGGUUGUCACGCGCGUUGCCAGCCGUACAGCUAAACCCGAAAUAGACCUGUUGGGCGCAAGCUUUUCCACUGAGCUGGACAGCUUGCUGGCCGAUGAUGUCGACAUUGUCGUCGAGCUGAUUGGUGGUGAAGGCGCUGCGCUGGACCUCAUCAAAGCCGCGACCGGAGCUGACAAACUGGUGGUGACAGCAAACAAGGCAGUCAUUGCAAAGCACGGUAACGAAUUGCAGGAUUUGCGUAAUACCAUUGCCUUUGAAGCUGCCGUUGCCGGUGCUAUUCCGAUUAUUUCAAGCAUUGAGCGCGGUCUUAUCGCCAAUCAGUUUGAGCACGUGAUGGGUAUCAUCAACGGUACCUGCAACUAUAUUCUGACGGCGAUGAAAGAAGAGGGUGCAAGCUUCGCUGACGCGUUAGCACGCGCCCAGGAGCUGGGGUACGCGGAAGCGGACCCAACCUUUGACGUGGAAGGUAUUGAUGCCGCUCACAAGCUCGCGAUUUUGCUGGCUUUGGCGUUCGAUCAGCCGUUCAAUUUUGCGGACUUGCACGUUGAAGGUAUUGCCCAGAUCACCGCAGAUGAUAUUCGUUACGCUGAUGAGCUGGGCUAUCGGAUCAAACAUCUGGGUAUUGCGCGACAGGUGGCAGAAGGCAUUGAGGCCAGGGUACACCCGACCUUGGUGCCUGACAGUCAACUACUGGCGCAUGUCGACGGUGUGAUGAAUGCCGUUCUGGUUAAGUGUGAUGCAGCUGGUGAUACGCUUUACAGCGGUCCAGGCGCAGGGGGUAGUGCAACAGCUUCAGCAGUGCUCAGUGAUGUGGUAUCCCUGGCGCAGCGCCGGGGUUCAAAUAUGCGCAUCCAGACCGGCGGCGCACAAACUGCUACUGUGCCUAUCCUGCAGAUGGCUCAAGUACGUAGUGGCAACUAUCUGCGUAUACCUACCAAAGAUGAGCCUGGCGUAUUUGCGCGGGUUGCCCAGGCGCUUUCUCAACACGGCAUCAGCAUAGAAGCGGCGAUUCAGAAAGAACCAAAAUCCGGCCAGACGACCGUGGCUAUUGUCAUGCUCACGCAGAUAAGCAGUGAAGCGGACAUCGAAGCGGCGCUGGACGAAGUCAGAGUGCUGCCCCAGGAAUUGGAUCGCUCGCUGCAGGCGUUAGCCUCUCCAGUUAAGUUGCCUGACGUGCAGUUGGCCGCAGAACGCCUGGCGGAUGCCAUCACCCAGCAGCAGAAGAUCAUGAUUGUUGGUGACUUUGAUGCUGAUGGCGCUACUGCGGUGAGCCUGUGUGUAAAGAUCCUGAAAGAUUUUGGCGCCGAGCGCGUAGAAUUUCUGGUGCCCAAUCGUUUUGAGUACGGAUAUGGCCUGUCACCGGAAAUUGUAGAUCUGGCUAACUCAUCGCAACCUGAUCUGAUUGUGACUGUCGAUAAUGGUGUCUCCAGUGUGGCUGGGGUUGAACGGGCCCGUGAACUGAACAUCGAUGUGAUUGUGACGGAUCAUCACCUGCCGGGUGCAGAACUCCCCCGCGCAUUUGCCAUUGUUAAUCCUAAUCUGCCUGACGCCGGGUUUCCCAGUCGUAAUAUGGCUGGAGUUGGCGUGGCGUAUUACGUGCUGGGGGUUGUGCGCACAACAUUACGUGAUCGCGGCUGGUUUAACGAACACCGUCCGGCACCGAACCUGGCGCAAUACCUGGAUCUGGUUGCUCUGGGUACCGUGGCGGAUGUGGUGCCUUUAGACGCCAACAAUAGAAUUCUGGUGCAUCAGGGUGUUGCCCGCAUGCGUGCGGGUCGUUGUCUGCCGGGCAUCAAGGCACUGGCUGAAAUUGCGAAACGAUCCCUGGCGACCUUGUCCGCCCAGGAUCUGGGUUUUGCUCUGGGCCCGCGGCUGAAUGCAGCAGGGCGUCUUGAAGAUAUGAGCAUCGGCAUUAAAUGUCUGCUGGCGGACAGCCUGCCCGAAGCCCGACGUCUAGCCACAGCGCUGGAUCAGCUGAACAAAGCCAGGCGCCAACUGGAACAGGAUAUGGUGGGUGAUGCUGAGCUGUUGCUUGCUCAGGAUCAGGCGGAUACCGAUCGAGUAGGUUUAACCGUCUACCAUGAAUCGUUUCAUCAGGGUGUGGUUGGCAUUGUUGCAGGACGCCUGCGCGAAAAAUUCCAUAAACCUGUGAUUGCCUUUGCGGAUGCUGGAGAUGCGGCACCAGACGAGCUCAAGGGUUCUGCACGCAGCAUCACCGAUCUGCACAUCCGUGAUGUGCUGGAUCGGGUUGCGUCCAGCCAUCCUGGGUUGCUGUUGAAGUUUGGCGGCCAUGCCAUGGCGGCGGGGUUGAGUAUCAAGCGCGUCCACCUGACACGUUUUGCGGCUAUUUUUGACAAAGCUGUACAGCACUUCAGUCACGCAGAGAUGUUGCAGGCACGCUUGAUCACAGAUGGGGAGCUGGAUGCACACGAGUUAUCUCUGCAGAUGGCGGAACACCUGGCGGCUGCGGGUCCCUGGGGCAGUGGUUUUCCUGAACCCUCAUUUUGUGGUGAGUUUGAACUUGUCAGUCAGCGGGUUGUAGGUGAACACCAUCUGAAAAUGGUGUUAAAAAAAGACGCCCGGGUCAUUGAUGCCAUCGCUUUCCGGCAGGGGCCGGUGCCGGCCAGUACCCAGCAGGUUGAACGCGAGUUAGCCGCGCCUGCGGUCUGGGACGACCCUGACCGCGCCCAGAAACUGGGCCAGCAACGCGCUGCAUUGGAACAGGUGGUGAGUGGGCUGGGAGAUAUGCAGUCAAGCCUGGCGGACCUGGCUGAGCUCGCGGAGCUGGCCAAUGAAGAAUCCGAUAGCGAUGCGCUGGAUGAUAUCGCCACAGAGCUGGAAGGGGUGGAAGCUAAGCUUGCCGAACUGGAAUUCCAGCGUAUGUUCCAGGGCGAGAUGGAUACUGCCAACGCGUUUGUGGACAUUCAGUCUGGUUCCGGCGGUACAGAGGCUCAGGAUUGGGCGGAUAUGCUUUUGCGCAUGUAUCUGCGCUGGGCGGAAAAAAGAGGUUUCAAAGCUUCAGUGACCGAGUUGAGCCCUGGUGAAGUGGCUGGCAUUAAAAGCGCAACCGUGCAGAUCGAAGGACCUUAUGCGUUCGGCUGGCUGCGCACUGAAACCGGCGUGCAUCGGCUGGUACGCAAAUCGCCGUAUGAUUCCGGCAGCAGGCGUCACACUUCGUUCGCCUCUGUGUUUGUCUCCCCUGAAAUUGACGAUGAUAUCGAGAUUGAAAUUAAUCCCGCAGAUGUACGCACGGAUACCUAUCGCGCCAGCGGCGCGGGUGGACAACACGUGAACCGAACGGAUUCCGCUGUGCGUCUGACGCACUUGCCCACAAAUACCGUGGUGCAAUGCCAGAGCGAACGUUCGCAACAUCAGAAUAAAGACCGUGCGUAUAAACAGCUGCGUGCGAAACUGUAUGAGCUGGAAAUGUUUGCACGGCGUUCAGAACAGCAGGCUGUGGAAGAUGCCAAAGCUGAUAUUGGCUGGGGUAGUCAGAUCCGCAGUUAUGUACUGGAUCAGAGCCGGGUCAAAGACCUGCGCACCCACAUUGAACGCACCGAUCCCAACAAUGUGUUGGAUGGUGACCUGGAUGGUGGCGGUUAUCCGAACGAUUUUCGACGCUCAGACCUUGCCGCAACUCUCCACGCGACUUACGCCGAUGCAGACAAACCUCAGCUCGAGGAGGCGCGGUUCGCGGUGGCGGUUUGUGGUCGGUUGAUGCUGCGCCGGGUCAUGGGUAAAGCCAGUUUUGUCACGCUGCAGGACAGUAGCGGCCAGAUCCAGUGUUUCCUCAGGAAAAACGACAUGGGCGACGAGGCUUAUGAUCAAUUUAAGGAUCUCACAGAUAUCGGCGAUAUUGUGGGUGUGCGUGGUGUGCUGAUGCGCACUGACAAAGGUGAGUUGACCGUGCACGCGCAAAGUCUGGAGCUGUUGAACAAAACCCUGCGUCCGCUGCCGGAGAAGUUUCACGGUGUCACCGACCAGGAAAUCCGUUAUCGCCAGCGUUAUCUUGAUCUGAUCAUGAACGAUUCGUCGCGUGACGUGUUUAGAACCCGCUCCAGGGUGAUUGCGCGCAUGCGUGAGUUUUUCAACACGCGCGAUUUCCUGGAAGUGGAAACGCCGAUGAUGCACAGCAUUCCCGGUGGCGCAACGGCACGCCCUUUUGUCACACACCAUAACGCGCUCGAUCUCGAGCUGUAUUUGCGUGUUGCGCCAGAGCUGUUUCUCAAGCGACUGGUGGCGUAUGCGGAUUAUAAAGAUCUGAUGGCACUCACGGACGAGCUGCUGGCGGUACUGUGUGCGGAUGUAGUGGGCUCGCCGACAAUUUCUUACCAGGGUUUGGAGCUGGAUUUCAGCAAACCCUCUGCACAAAUGACGAUGGCGGAAUCUCUGGUCGCGCUGGGCGGUAUGAACGAAUCGUCAGUCGACGAUGAAGAUGCGCUGCGUGCGCGUUUGCAAACCCUCAAUCUGACCGCGGAUGCGAGUUGGGGCGUCGGCAAGCUGCAAUUGGAAGUGUUUGAGGCUCAGGUAGAAGAGCGCUUGGCACAGCCUACGUUCAUCACUCAGUAUCCCGCAGAGGUGUCGCCGCUGGCGCGCCGCAGUGAUCACAACGAUGCGGUCACAGACCGCUUUGAGCUGUUCAUUGGUGGGCGCGAGUACGCCAACGGCUUUUCGGAAUUAAAUGACCCUGUUGAUCAGGCUGAGCGCUUUGCCGCUCAAGCGGCUCUGAAAGGCACUGGUGACGAUGAAGCGAUGCACUUUGAUCAGGACUAUAUCGAUGCAUUGGAAGUGGGUCUGCCGCCCACUGCUGGAGAAGGCAUAGGUAUCGAUCGGCUGGUCAUGCUGCUGACGGAAUUGUUGGGCGAGCAGUUUGAACAGCCUUAUAUGCAGCAGCUGAGCAGUUUUCUGCGCGCAGAAAAAGCCCGCGGGGCGCAAAUUUAUCCUCCCGGUAAGCAGAUGUUUGCUGCUUUGAAUCUCACGCCGGUGAAUAAAGUGAAGGUAGUGAUCAUUGGUCAAGAUCCGUAUCACGGGCCCAAUCAGGCUCACGGCCUGUGUUUUUCCGUGCUGCCAGGCACACCUUUGCCGCCAUCUUUACGCAACAUUCUUAAAGAAAUACAGUCAGAUCUGGGCGUGCAGCAGGAGAUCAGGCCUGAUCGAGGCUGUUUAACCAGUUGGGCACAGCAAGGUGUUCUGUUACUGAACGCAGUUCUGAGUGUUGAGCAGAGCAGGGCGGGUUCACAUCAGAACAAAGGUUGGGAGCAGUUUACCGAUGCGGUGGUCCGCGAGCUGUGUCAGGCGCGUGAGGGUCUGGUAUUUCUGCUGUGGGGCAGCUACGCGCAGAAAAAAGGCGCUAUGGUAGACGCCACUAAGCACUGUGUGCUGCAAGCGCCACACCCGUCGCCUCUGUCCGCGCACCGUGGUUUUUUCGGCUGCAAACACUUUUCCAAGGCCAACGCCUAUCUGUCCGCUCAUCAUCAGGAUCCGAUAGACUGGCUGGCAAUCGACUGA